AUGUCUUCCUCUGUGUUGGCAGCAUUCCCUGGUCUGUGGUGGGACAUUACCAUUUACCAUUUGACAGAGUAUUUAAACUUCACUGCCAGAGAUAAACUUCAUCAAGUCAUCCCUUUUGAGAGUCCAGAUCAGAAAACUGAUUCACUGCUGAAGAGAAGCUGUGUGAGGAUGGCAAAGCUUACUGUGUGUGUCUCCAUAAUUAUGAUGCUGCUGGUGGCGCUGGGUGAAAGCAGUCCCAUGAGGCUUUGCUGCACACAGUACCAAGAAAAUCCAAUCCCAGUGAAAGUGCUGAAAUAUUACAGAAUCCAGGAGGUCACAGAAGACUGCAACAUUAAGGCAGUAAUUUUCAAAACAGUGAAAAACAGACUUCUCUGUGCCAGUCCUGACAGUAAGUGGGUGAAAAAGGCCAUGGAGUCUGUACCACAGUAA
Messenger RNA from Siniperca chuatsi (mandarin fish), 429 nucleotides. RefSeq names its product chemokine (C-C motif) ligand 20a, duplicate 4 (gene ccl20a.4). The transcript has 4 exons. The record is from RefSeq and is a predicted model, not a curated record. Bases 1 to 429 code for a protein of 142 amino acids. NCBI's taxonomy places the organism in Eukaryota, Metazoa, Chordata, Actinopteri, Centrarchiformes, Sinipercidae. Gene Ontology annotation, cellular component: extracellular region. Gene Ontology annotation, biological process: G protein-coupled receptor signaling pathway; inflammatory response; monocyte chemotaxis. Gene Ontology annotation, molecular function: chemokine activity; CCR chemokine receptor binding.